Molecule: messenger RNA, 435 nt
Organism: Thyridium curvatum
Lineage: Eukaryota; Fungi; Ascomycota; Sordariomycetes; Thyridiales; Thyridiaceae
Exons: 2
Coding region: 1-435 (144 amino acids)
Source: RefSeq, a predicted model, not a curated record
AUGAAGAUUACGUUUGCACUCCUGCCGGUUGCCAUUUCCGCUGCGCAAGCAGCUGUUAAUCCAUCCCGUGAUAUCUCGGACUUCAUCGUCUUCAAUUUCUCCGCUGCGUGCAACAGAUCCGGCACCUGCUCAUGGUCCUUCAACUUAGUCGAGAUCCCGGGCACCGACGUCCUCGAGUGCAAAGGGACUGCCGAAGCAGGACCAGGCAACACUUUCCCCACGACGUCGCACAUCAUAUCAUGCUCGGAUACAAACGUCAAGUUCGUCUUUCAACACCUAGCUGACAUCAAUGCGUAUCGCCUUGUCAUUGACGACGUUCACACUGUCGGGCAUACCAUUGGAGGCUCUACGCUCCUAGAUCCUAAAGACUUCUCUACUGUGGAUGGCGCGGAGGUGUACACUGGGGACAAGUCAUUCGCCAUCGAAGCAUUUUGA